CUUCGACAUCAACGAAGGAGAACAGCAACGAAUAGACAAUCACUGCAAAGAUGUCGACUUUAGAAGAACUCGCCGCAAUGGAGAACGAGAAUGCUCCUCUCCUCAAUGACAACGAGGAGAAGAUGGGGGAUGCCGAGGAUGAGAUCGAUGCUGAAAUCUUGAGGUCGAGCAGUGAGGAGAUUGUUAACCGAACGAGACUGCUGGAGAACGACAUCAAGGUCAUGCGUUCCGAAUACCAGCGUCUAACCCAUGAAUCAAACACAAUGAAAGAGAAGAUCAAGGACAACACAGAGAAAAUCGAAAAUAACCGUCAAUUACCCUACCUUGUCGGCAACAUCGUCGAAAUUCUUGACAUGGACCCCGAAACCGCCGAAGAAGAGGAUGGCGCAAACACCGACUCAGACGCAGUCCGCAAAGGAAAGUCUGCGGUGAUCAAGACCUCGACGCGCCAGACUGUCUUUUUGCCGUUGAUUGGAUUGGUGGAUGAGGAGAAGUUGAAGCCGGGGGAUUUGAUCGGUGUCAACAAGGACUCGUAUCUCGUCCUCGAUACGCUUCCAGCAGAGUACGAUAACCGUGUCAAAGCAAUGGAGGUAGACGAGAAGCCUACGGAGUCAUACACGGAUAUCGGUGGUUUGGACAAGCAAAUUGAAGAGUUGGUCGAGGCUGUUGUGUUGCCCUUGCAGCAGGCGGAUAAGUUCAAGAAACUUGGUGUUAAGCCCCCGAAGGGAGCAUUGAUGUAUGGACCCCCCGGAACUGGAAAGACGCUUUUGGCGCGUGCUUGUGCUGCGCAGACGAAUGCUACAUACCUCAAGAUCGCUGCGCCGCAGUUGGUUCAGAUGUUCAUUGGUGAUGGUGCCAAGCUCGUCCGUGACGCAUUCGCAUUGGCGAAAGAAAAGGCUCCCGCAAUCAUCUUCAUCGACGAGUUGGACGCGAUUGGUACGAAGCGUUUCGACAGUGAUAAGAGCGGUGACCGCGAAGUUCAACGAACAAUGCUCGAACUCCUCAACCAACUCGAUGGUUUCUCAUCCGACGACCGCGUCAAAGUCCUCGCCGCCACAAACCGCGUCGACACCCUCGACCCAGCCCUCCUCCGUUCCGGCCGUCUCGACCGCAAAAUCGAGUUUCCCCUUCCCAACGAAGAAGCACGUGCCCGAAUCCUCCAGAUUCAUUCACGUAAGAUGACGGUCGACGACAAGGUCAAUUGGGAUGAGUUGGCGAGGAGUACGGAUGAGUAUAAUGGAGCGAUGUUGAAGCAGGUAUGUGUGGAGGCGGGUAUGAUUGCGUUGAGGAGUGGGGAGACGAAGAUUGAGCAUGAGCAUUACAUGGAGGGUGUGCAGGAGGUGCAGAUGAGGAAGAAUAAGCCUAGUUCGAUUUACGCUUAA
This is a messenger RNA of Saitoella complicata NRRL Y-17804, 1382 nucleotides long. Its product is annotated as putative 26S proteasome regulatory subunit. Gene Ontology annotation, molecular function: ATP binding; proteasome-activating activity; ATP hydrolysis activity. NCBI's taxonomy places the organism in Eukaryota, Fungi, Ascomycota, Saitoellomycetes, Saitoellales, Saitoellaceae. The coding region runs from base 51 to 1382 and encodes 443 amino acids. The transcript has 3 exons. Gene Ontology annotation, biological process: proteasome-mediated ubiquitin-dependent protein catabolic process. Gene Ontology annotation, cellular component: proteasome regulatory particle, base subcomplex. The record is from RefSeq and is a predicted model, not a curated record.